AUGUUUAAUUCCCCAUUUAAGGCUUGGUUAAAAGAAAAAUUGCCUUUAAAUGUCUACAGUGACGAAACAUCCAAACUUUUUGAUUCAGCAUUGAGACAAUUAAUUUCUUGGUACGAAUGUGAACAAAUUGGAGGUCUUUUAGGCACUAUAGAGAAAAUGAAUAAAUCGGAACCUGAUUUUUUAUUAGGCAAAACAUUAAAGCUUGGAUUGGAUACUUUAAGUAGUGGACGAUCUAAACGUUCUGAUCCUACUUUUGAACAAGAAUUGGCAGAUUUAGUUAAGGAUGCUAAUUUAAGGGGGAAUGGAAGGGAGAGAAAACAUGCUUAUGCUGUUCAACUUUUUGCUGAAAGUGAAAUGCACAGAGCAUGUAAUGAAUGGGAAGAUAUACUUGUAGAAUACCCCAAUGAUUUAAUGGCACUUAAAUUUGCCCAUACUGGAUAUUUUUACAUUGGAGAGCAUUUGGCUAUGAAAGACAGUAUUGCGAGAGUAAUUGAUAAAUGGGAUAAAGAGAGAUAUCCAGGUUAUAGUUAUCUACACGGGAUGUAUGCUUAUGGAUUGGAAGAAUCCGGGGAAUAUAUCGAAGCAGAAAAACAAGCAAAAAUAGGCCUACAAUUACAACGUCAAGAUUGCUGGUCUACCCAUGCUAUAGCUCACUGUAGGGAAAUGGCUAGCGAUUUCAAAAAUGGAAUUAAUUUUUUGGAAUCCACAGAGAAUGAUUGGAGUCAGUGUAAGCUGCUCCAUGGGCAUAAUUACUGGUAA
This is a messenger RNA of Meloidogyne enterolobii, 759 nucleotides long. The record is from the annotation of a GenBank genome assembly. Lineage: Eukaryota; Metazoa; Nematoda; Chromadorea; Rhabditida; Meloidogynidae.